Messenger RNA from Mercenaria mercenaria, 1081 nucleotides. Its product is annotated as heavy metal-binding protein HIP-like. NCBI's taxonomy places the organism in Eukaryota, Metazoa, Mollusca, Bivalvia, Venerida, Veneridae. The record is from RefSeq and is a predicted model, not a curated record. Gene Ontology annotation, molecular function: protein binding. Bases 48 to 668 code for a protein of 206 amino acids. The transcript has 2 exons.
UUUUGCUUGAGAGAAAAAAGAUCUUUCAUACACGUGUUUUUAAGAAAAUGCAUCAAUCGAAUAUGCUUAUGCUGUGCUUGUUUGUUGUUUUCGGAUUGUCAAUCAAUGUUUGUUUGCUUGAAGAACCAUGCUACAAUAGAUGUGGAUGCGAUUUUAGUGUAAUAAAAAAGCUGAUUAAAUUGGAGGAAGAAGUCGAAACUAUUAAAGAUGCUCUUAAAGUAUGCUGUCUAUUUACAGAAGUCACAGGCAGUGCAAAUUGCAAGAAUGUAGCAUUCAGAGCUCAGUUGACGCAGGAUCUGGGAUCUGUCACUCUUGGACAAAAGAUUAUUUACGACAGCGUUGAGCUGAAUCUUGGCAACGCAUUUCAUCCUUUCCACGGCGUAUUCACCGCUCCUUGUGACGGGAUAUACCUGUUUUCUAUCACCAUUGGGAACAGUAAUAGAUCUGGAGUUAUUCACCUGAAGAAAAAUAACGUUACAAUCGAGUAUGCCUGGGCUGGACACAAUGCAGGUUGGGACAUGGGAGGGGUCACAACCGUGGUAAAACUGAAUGCUGGAGAUGAUGUGUGGGUAGAAGGAAGAGGAAUUAUCGCUGGAGCCAACAGUUUUGAUGGAAUUGGUGCACGUAAACACACCGCUUUCUCCGGAACAUUGCUGCACGCCCUCUGACGCUCUAGAAAUUUGGAAAUAUACAAAUCACAUAUAGUUUUAAGUGAAAACAGUGGACUUAAAAUUCAUUUUGUUUAAAAAAAGUAUAAAAUAGCCACAUAUUAGCUUCUAUACCUAUGUUAUGUACCUGAUAAUGACGAUCUAGAAAUGGACUAUUAUAAGUGAUGCCAUUAAAAAACUGCAUAAAAUACAUAUUUUGCUAUCUAAUGUUUCGUACUUACAAGUUUUUGUUAAAAAGAUGAAGUGGUUAGUGAAACAGGUAUCAUUUCUUAACCACCAGAUGCAAAAAUAUAUUGAGAUUUUAUAUGCCCACCACUAUCACACAAUGGAAAGUAACUACUAUAUAUUAACUCCUUCUACCCUAUAAUAUCAUACUUGUUCCUUUUCAAAUAAAUAAAAUGUUUUUAGAAUUA